AUGGCUGAAUCUGCUACGGCUGGCUGCCGUAUGUGUGGCUUCAUUCGAGACGGGCUUCUCCAGCGGAACAUAGGGUACAAAGGCGAAAUCUUUGUUAACGGGGGAUAUCUAUGGGGCGGACAAGGAGAUGCAAAUGACGUCUCUGUCACAGAUCCUGGCUUGGCUUGCUGGAGAUGCGAGGCAUACAAGGUCGAGGGAGGGACACGGUCGACCCAGCUUGCAGUUCUGAACUUUGACAUUGAGACCAGCAACAAUGACCUGCUUCAAUGGCUGAGGGUGGACACGAAGUGCGCCCCAGAGCCUUUGGACCCGGACACUGUGCAAUGGCUCAAGUCAGAGCUUCGGAGCUGCGAUGACGAAUGCGACCACGUCAAACCAGCAUCGCAAUUCUUACCAACCAGGCUUAUUGACGUCGGUCAGAGGGAGAUGGAUGUCCCACGACUCAUCCUCACUAAAGACGCUUUCAACUUGCGAACAAUCGAUGAUCUGGAAGGUCUCGACGUCGACUUCGAGUCAUCGCGCCGCAAGCACAUCAGGGGUUCCUACAGGCUCAUUCUGUCUUCUACGGAUCUUGACGAGCAUGCAAUGGGGGCCCCUCGUCCCGGCCCAUCACUAUAUGUGGAUCUUAAACGCUCUUCGUGGGAUCAUAGGGGCUGGACCUUCCAAGAGCUGGUUCUUUCACCGCGCAUGAUCGUGUUUGGGCCUUCUAUGUGCCAUUUUGUCUGUGGAACCAAGACAAUCUCCGAGAACGGGCACAUUGCCACAGAUGCAAUGCAUGGUCCAUUGAGAUCUGUGAUGAAUAAGGCUCUCGGAAAGUGUGUUGCCGAGACAAACCUCUCAGCGGAGAGCGUGCGAGAAGCAUACUGGCAAUGGACCUCAGUGAAUGAAGCCCAGAGUAGGAUCUGGACAUAUAGAGAGGACAUUUUUCCAGGGCUUUCCGGUCUUGCUCAGGGAUUUGCGACGAUUACAGGAGACACAUAUCUUGCAGGUUUGUGGAAAAAUGAUCUCCACCACCAGCUGGUUUGGGAGAUCUCACGGCCGAUAGCUGGCGACCUAGCCUCACUUGUACACAGCUUGCAGCAUGCAGAUCCAUACAUCGCUCCUUCAUGGAGCUGGGCAUCGAGAACAGCACGCUACGAGAAUCUGCCCGACAGGCAAUUCUCAACGUCUGUCGCUGCUCAAGAGGCGACAUCUGCCGCUGAUGAAAAAGACAAGACGUUCUUCGAAGUUGUCACGCAGCCCAGCCACGUCCGCCCCGAGUUUGCCCUGAUAGACUACCGCAUAGACCUUCAAGGCAGCAACACCUUCGGACCUCUUAGCGGGGCCUUUCUUCGACUGAGGGGCAAAAUAUGCCGGUUUCCUUCGGAUGUCAAAAGGGAAGCUUUGGGGCCCAGCGGUGACUGUCGGCCGUCUUACGGGAAGUUCUCAUGCGGCAUUGGGACCUGCAUGCUGGACUGGGGCGUCAGCGAGACGUCAGUGCAGGGACCAGAGAGCAUGCAACUAUUUUUGAUAUCCAGCUGUUGCUCGCCAACGUCGCAGUGGGGCAAAAUGAAGUGGCUUGCGGACUGUGAUGAUGUGGACUACGACACCUGGGUACCGAGUGACGCGGAGUUAGGCGACACCUCGUUUGCCAGCAGCUAUGAGAGCAUCGACACGUGCAAGUACUGCGCGGAUCCAAUGCACAGACGGCCUGGCUGGGGUCUUGUUAUUCAUCCCAUGGAGGAGCUCGGAAACUACGUGCGAGUUGGAGCUUUUGUCCUCUUUGCACAUAAAGGGGGGAUGGAUCUCUUCAAAACCGAGCCAGAGGAGAUAAUACUCGUGUAG
Colletotrichum gloeosporioides is the source of this 1824-nucleotide messenger RNA. RefSeq lists its product as uncharacterized. The record is from RefSeq and is a predicted model, not a curated record. Bases 1 to 1824 code for a protein of 607 amino acids. The transcript is spliced from 3 exons. NCBI's taxonomy places the organism in Eukaryota, Fungi, Ascomycota, Sordariomycetes, Glomerellales, Glomerellaceae.